UCGAUUCAAAAUCAACAUGUCUGAAAGAACGAUCGCCGAGUCGAAAUUGAAGAGAUUCCUUCUGUACGGCAGCGAAGAGGUCGUAUAUUUCCCCGGUAGCAGAGUUCAAUACGGACAUUACUUGGGUGCUAACUUAGCUUCAUUGAGAAACCUGCUGAACCAAGUCGAUAAGCAGAAGAUCUUCGAUUUGGUCAAGAUUGUGCAAAAUGAAAAGCUAGCUUCACACAUCUGUAUAGUGCCUUUAGUAAUCUCCGAGUGCUGUAAAAUAUCAGGUUGGAAGGAAGAGGCGUUGGAGUUUGCUUUGACGGUUCUUCGAACAGACAAGGAAUUCUUGAUGUUCUGUAAAUUCUCCUACGAAAUUUUACCGGACAUUGGAAUUGGGCCACUCGUCACAAAAUUCAUUCGAGAAUGGUACCGAAGGCUGCAUUUUUGGGAACUGGUCGAAAUAGUGAGCGAGAGACCUUGCUGCUACGGAUGGUACCAUAGAGACGUCAUAAAAUUGGCCAACGUCAAUUCUCCCUGUCCACCUAGAGGAGCGGCUUUCGCUUACGCGACUGGAGGAGCGGAGUUAAUGAACCAACUGUACGGAAACGACGGAGAGGCUCGGGAAGUCGUCCAACAUCUGAACCGAGUCGAGGCAUUCAAAAAUGAAACCGACACAGAUAAAGCUGUCAUAGAGAUUGGAGCUUACAUGCACACCAUUCACACAACCAACAAGUCACUUCUUGGAAACAAACAAGUUUGGAAAGCCCUUAUAAGACAGAUGAACCUCCAGGAAUUGCUCACUAGACUCCCGACUAUACAAAAGAAAGGGUUUCUCCGGUGCCCGGUCCUAUAUUCGUGGGACCCUCAUUUCGUGCCUCAUCUAUGCGACCGUUUAGAAAGUCUGGGUGCAGUCCUCCAGUCGAAAAUAAGUCCGAGCAGGUCAUGCAUCGAGCAUCAAAGAUGGAAAAACAGUUCUCAGCUGUUCUGCAAGAGGUUUUCCAAGCCCAAGUCAGUUAACCAAGACAUCCUGAACGCGCUGAAAAAACAGAUGGAGAAAGCGUUGAAGAACAAUGCCAAAAUGACGACCAAGAACAUUACAGUUAUCGUCGAUUGCCACAAUCUGUCUUCAUCUUAUUGCAGCCAUAAACGUUUUGUUCAGGCAGACAUGGCGGCUGCUGUGACUGCCUUGUACUUCGGAAACACAUUGGCCAAGACCAAGGUUCUCAUUUUCAAAGGGAUCAGCCAUCAAUAUUUACAACCUCGCACGUCUUUAGACGAGGUUCUAAGCCUCAUUAGCAUCGAUACAGGGGACUGUUCAAGUACCCCAGAGAUAAGCCUUUAUCUCAGCUCGAAGAACGGCGAGACUCUCGAUACAGAUCUUUUCGUCGUGAUCGGGGCAAACGUCAACUACGAGAAUUAUAUGAAAAACGUUGAGGAUCAUCGAAAAGAGAACCCACGAGCUCCAAAAUUUGUCUUCUGCAGCCUGGGUGGCAUUCCGACCGACCGGACCUUUAAAUACGACAAAGAUGUACUUUUAACGUCAGGUUUUGAUGAUAAAGUGUGCCAAAUCAUCACUGCCUUCUCCAAGUUUUAAAGGAACUCUGGACAGAAAUUCAGGGAAAUUUUAAAUGUAUGACAAAUUGUAAAUAAC
Cimex lectularius (bed bug) is the source of this 1636-nucleotide messenger RNA. Its product is annotated as 60 kDa SS-A/Ro ribonucleoprotein-like. Gene Ontology annotation, cellular component: ribonucleoprotein complex. The record is from RefSeq and is a predicted model, not a curated record. NCBI's taxonomy places the organism in Eukaryota, Metazoa, Arthropoda, Insecta, Hemiptera, Cimicidae. Bases 17 to 1579 code for a protein of 520 amino acids. The transcript has 6 exons. Gene Ontology annotation, molecular function: RNA binding.